AUGGAUCAAGUUAGUGGCCGAGCACGAGCACCUUCGCUGCAGAUGCCACCGAGGUAUAUCCUCGCCAGUAUACUCACAGCCAUGGGCGGAUUCCUUCUUGGCAUCGACACAAGCAUCAUCGGACCGGUAACAGUCAUGCCAAGCUAUGUCAGGUACUUCGGGUCCUUCUCAUCUAGCGUGCAUGGUAUCAUUGUCUCGUCGAUCUUACUCUCGGCUUCUGUGAUGAGUGUUAUCGCUGGCCGGCCCGCUGAUGUCUUCGGCCGUCCGCAAGGUAUUGCGCUUGGUGCUGCAGUCUUUGGCGUUGGCGCUGCCCUCGAGGCUGGUGCGGUUAGGUUGGCGAUGUUCAUGGUGGGUAGAGUGAUUGAGGGGAUGGGGUUUGGGCUAUAUUUUGGGACGUUGACGGUUGUUUUGCUUUACCUUCCGCCAUCACCGAGGUGGCUCCGCCUUCAUGGACGGCAUGCGGAUGCCGAAGCCGCAUGGGAGAUUUUGGGGGUGAAACCGGAGGACCGUGAAAGAAUCGAAGAGGAUCUUGAAGAAGGUACCCGAGUGCGUGCUAGCGAUGGCGGAUCGACGUCUUCUCAGUCCCGGACUCGGGGGAUUGAGAAGAAACAGGAAGAAGGUGGAUUCUUCGACCUGUUUAAGAAAGAUGUUCGAGGAAGGACGAUGCUGGCCGUAUUCCUGAUGGGAUUCUUGCAGCUGAGCGGUAUCGACGCUGUGUUAUAUUACGCACCUCUCCUCUUCCAACAAGCUGGCCUCACCAACGAAGAAGCCUCCUUCCUCGCCUCAGGCGUAUCUGGCAUCGUCCUAGUCGUAAUCUCCGUACCUGCCCUCCUCCUAGCCGACAAAUGGGGCCGCCGGACAAGCACCAUAGUCGGCGGACUUGGGCUCACCAUUACCAUCCUGCUAAUCGGCACUCUCUACGCAACAAACUCUGUCUACCCAGACCAUGGUGCCGCACGCUGGAUCGUGAUCGUCUGCAUAUACCUAUAUUCCGCGUUCUUCGCCUCAACCUGGGCCGUAAGCAUCAAAGUCUUCGCGCCAGAAAUCCAACCCCAACAUACGCGCGCCAAAGCAACCGCCCUAGCGCACGGGUUGAACUGGGUCUGUAACUGGUUCGUGGCGUUUAUCUGUCCAAUCCUAUUGGCGAAGAAUAGCUCUGCAGCGUACUUCUUGUUUGGGGGGUGUUGUGCUUUGACGACGAUUGUGUGCUUCUUCUUUAUGAUUGAGACGAAGGGGAAGAGUUUGGAUGAGAUUGUGAGAGCCUUUACUUUAAAAAAUAAUGAGGAUGAGGGGAUAGGGUUGAAGAUGGGGAAGGCGAUCUUGAGGGUGUUUCGGUUUGGCGGGGAGAUAGAUCAUGUCCUAGACUCUGUGGAUGUUGUUGAAGAGAAGAAGUUUUAA
This is a messenger RNA of Aspergillus tanneri, 1398 nucleotides long. RefSeq lists its product as uncharacterized. Gene Ontology annotation, cellular component: membrane. Bases 1 to 1398 code for a protein of 465 amino acids. Gene Ontology annotation, molecular function: carbohydrate:proton symporter activity. Lineage: Eukaryota; Fungi; Ascomycota; Eurotiomycetes; Eurotiales; Aspergillaceae. Gene Ontology annotation, biological process: transmembrane transport; carbohydrate transport. The record is from RefSeq and is a predicted model, not a curated record. The transcript is spliced from 4 exons.